GUGCAGUGAUGGUCAGAUAAUUCUGCUCGCGGCAUACCUCCUGGUCAGAAAGGCCAGAGAGUUCUACCGCGUUGACGGUCAAUAACAUCGUAUUGUGAUGAUCAUUGUUUGUAUCAAUGGAUCCACUAAUGCUGUUCGACAUGCCUUAAUGAACACCAAUUCGUAGUCGAGAAAUUGUUAUUGUUUGAAAUAUUGCCCACUUGCAACAGGCAGGCCAAAAGAAACUAUCAACAAAGUUGUUUGGCACUGUGAACUGUUACUGUUGAUUGGGUACAAACCGUCAGUAAUAACAGUUUAAUCAUUAGAACACAAACAUCAGGACAAAGAGGUAAGAUAAAAUGCCAAUACAAUAUGAGUUUACGGUGUACAACCUGUGGUGACUAUCUGCCAGCUGUUUUGUUGACUGUAUAGCGUAUAGGUAACUAUGGUAACUAUAUACCAAGCAGCAUCCUAUGAAAAGCAAGAUAUUGCUUGCUAAUUCAAGCUAAGAUUAUUUAUAUACAAAGUUUUGCUCUUUUGUUCCACACUCAGUUUGAUGCUCAGUGUGAAGUGUAAUAGCGCAGUAGCGUUUAGCUAUUCUCUCGGGGUGCCAAAAUUGCCGCUCUUAGUUUUCCGGUUACAAAUUCGCAAUAGGUACUUAUGAAAGCUGGUAUGAGUUAGACAUCUGUUGAAUCAAGUCUGAUAUUGCUGUCUCAUUAGGAAUUGAAACGAUUUAUUUAACGGAUGGCAUCGUUUGAAGUAACUUCGGAACUCUAUGCGGAGACAGAUUUUGCUACGACCAAUUCGGCAAAUGGAAACAGCAUUUCUAAAUUUACAUUUACGUAUCCAUGUAGAGGAGAACAGUUAGAUCGUCAAAAUAGGAAAGGCAAGAAAGAUAUGAAAAUAGAUUUAAAUCAGAAGUGUUGCAAUAAUGGUUUUUAUGAGCGAAGCGAAUCUUUGAGCUCAGAAACAAAAUUAGGUAGCGUGAAAAUUUCAAACGGAAUUGCCGACAAUAGUGAAAACAGUAACAAGGAUUGCGUGUUGGCCGACAAAGAUGGAGAUUUACUUUUAGAAAGGAAACGACAAGGUGUAAUUGAAAUAGAGCAUCAGAAGUCGACAAAUCUUAAUCUGGUAGGGUUACAAAUUUGGCGAGGUGCUCUGCUUCUAGCAGAUUACAUUCUACAUAACGAAAAAAAAUUUAAAAAUAGAAAAAUACUGGAAUUGGGAUCAGGCGUAGGACUAACUAGCAUAGUGUCAAGCUUUUUCGCUCGCGAAGUAAUCUGCACCGAUAUCAAUGUUGGAGGAUUGUUAGAGCUUAUCAAAUCCAACAUUACACGUAACUCCCAUUUGUCAGACCCAGAUUGUAACGUGGUCGUUACUGAGCUAGACUUUACAGUUAAAUAUGAAGAUUAUUCUGAUGAUUUAAAAAAACUGUUACAAGAUGUGGAAUAUGUAGUAACUGCUGAUGUUAUAUACGAUGACACCAUAACGGAAGCAUUUGUUCUUACAUUGGAAAAUUUAUUGCUAGAGCUGCCAAAACUGAAAGGAGUUUUUAUAGCAUUAGAAAAACGUUAUGUAUUCACACUGGAAGACAUGGAUUCUGUCGCGCCAAGCUAUGAGCAUUUCCUAAGAGUAUUUUAUAGAAGAAAUAAUCGAUUUGGUAUCACACGAUGGAAACUAUCACAAGUGUCUUUAAGUUUUCCGCGUUAUUUUGAGUAUGAAAAAGUGAAAGAGCUAGUAUUAUUGAAAAUAUCUAACUAGUCAGAUGCUUUCUUGUAAUAAUUUGAGAUGAUAACACGUCUAUUAAAAAUGAUAAUUAAUUUAUCAAAUCAGUUUUCGGGGACUUUUCAAAUCGCCGUACAUGGCAAUGAGGGAUUCCCUUCGUGUCUCCUCUCCCGCUUUUCAUGGUGAUACUUAUAAAGCAUUGCAUGCAGACGUCAGUGAUUUUCUUUCGUCUCAAGUUUGACAGUGUUGUGUGGUUUGUUUUGAUUACUUAUUCGCAAAAAACUGCAAAAAUGACAGAAAUAUAUGUUGUGCAAAACUUCUAUCAUUUUCUGCUUCGGAAAAGUCAGGAAUUUCCGGUUUCCGCAAACAAGCGGAACGAAUUACUAGUAAUAAAUCCACUAGCAAUAAAUUUAGGUUACAAAGGGAAUCAAAACAAACCACACAAAAACUUCAAACCAGAGUUGAGAUCAGGUACCAUGCAAAGGUCUAUGCAUUCUCGCCUGGGAGAGGCUGUUAGAAUCAAUAGGAAUAGGAUCGUAGCAAAUGGCCCUGCAAUGGAUCAUUGAAGAUUUUUUUUUGUUAGGGGGGACUUAGACUACUUUGUCCAUUGAAUUGAACUUUUGUAGUAUAUCCUUAUUUGCUGUAUGUGUCAGGCAAACCAAACACCAUUAUACAAGCGAUUGGCCAUUUGCCGUUACACGUUCCCGGUCAGGUAUGAUAUGGUUUAUGAAACCAACCCAGUAAACCGUUUGGUUUGUAUAUCUCGAUUGCAACUGAGGUAUACUAAAUCGUAUCUGAACGAAAAAGUUAUAUUUUACGCCAUAUAAGAACAUAUAUGUACCAAAGUGGAGGCGAUUUACGUGCGAAAAUUUUGACAAUUAUUUGUAAUUCUAUUUGUUACAAUUUCCUAA
Molecule: messenger RNA, 2615 nt
Organism: Sabethes cyaneus
Lineage: Eukaryota; Metazoa; Arthropoda; Insecta; Diptera; Culicidae
Product: methyltransferase-like protein 22
Exons: 6
Coding region: 724-1740 (338 amino acids)
Biological process (GO): protein methylation
Cellular component (GO): nucleus
Molecular function (GO): protein methyltransferase activity
Source: RefSeq, a predicted model, not a curated record